Osmia lignaria (orchard mason bee) is the source of this 4681-nucleotide messenger RNA. Lineage: Eukaryota; Metazoa; Arthropoda; Insecta; Hymenoptera; Megachilidae. The record is from RefSeq and is a predicted model, not a curated record.
UGAUACAUCCAGAGGGAACUGCUGGGUACUAAAUAACAUGUUGACUUGUCACAAUGUUUGGCAAAGGAAUAAUGAGUAUAAAAGCCUAGCCUUUUAGCUUUUAAUGUAUUUAAGAUACAUAAGGAAUUAGUUUGAAUUAAUAGCAAUCUAAUACUGUUAAUAUUUUAAUUUUCUUCAAAGCAAACAUUUUCUGUAGUGUUUUAACCUUGAUAUAACCUCUACAGAUGUCAAAUGUGAAGUUUUGAAAAAUUAUUAAAUACUAAAUUGUUGCGAGUAAACGUUAUAGGAACUACAUAAAGUUCUAUGACAUGAUAAACAUCAUUGUUUAAUAGAUAAAAAUGGCUGAAACAUCUGAAGUACAAAAUAAAGAUAUUGGUCCUGUGGUUAUCACAGAACAAGAACGUGAAUUGGCUCAAAAUGCAGUAUUUGAAUUUCAGAAAGGAGCAUAUACUAGUUGCUUGUCAUAUUUAAAUAAACUAGAAACCCUUAGGCCAAAAGAUCUCAAAGUAAUGCACAAUAAAGUUAUAGUAGAAUGCUAUAAAAAUGACUUGAAAAAGACAGAGGUAUUAAGAAAGAGUUUAAAUGCAAUAUGUGGACAAAUGUCUACAACAGAUUCAACAGAAACUAUAGAUGACAUUGAAAAAUGUGUUAUGAGAUAUAAUCAAGCAGUUUUGCUAUUUCAUACAAAACAAUAUAAUUCUGCACUUCAAAUUAUGAAUAGAUUAUUUGCUUUUAUAGAACCUAUGGAAGAAUCAUUAGCACAUAAAGUAUGCCUUCUUCUUAUAGAGUUGCACAUAGCAAUAAAACAACCAGAUGCGGCUUUAUCUUUGAUUAAUUAUAUAGAAAGUCAACUUAUAUCUACAGAUAAUUCUAAAAUUGCACCUGUUGAUAAAGAAGGUAUAAUGAAAUCUAUGAAAGAACAAAAAGAACAGAAAAAAGAAGUUGAUACAGCUGUGGAUGCGUUUAAAAUAAAACUAUUAAAAUGUAAAGCUAGAAUAUAUCUUAUGACACAUCAGUUAAAACUAUGUAAAAGAGAAUGGAAAACCUUAGUUUCCAUGGGUACACCUGCAAAUAUAUCAACUGUUUUUCUAAAAGCUAAUCUUGAAUAUUUAAGAGGAAAUUACAAAAAAGCUGUGAAAUUAUUAAAUUCUGUAACAUCCGAAAAUGUGGAGUUCAAAACUUGUGGAGAGUCCUCUGCUGUUUUGUAUUAUAACAACAUGGCAUGUAUACAUCUUGCUAUGGGUAAACCGAAUUUAGCUUGCUUUUAUUUACGAAAAGCUUUACAUGAAAAUAGGUGCGCAAUGGAGAGUGUACAAACGAAAGACAGCGAUCCUUUAUGUACACAACCAUUGUACACACUUGGUGGAAAUAGGCAUUAUGAGUUGAUGUACAGUUUGGGUGUGUCACUAUUACAUGCAGGUCAAGCUUCGGUUGCUUUUGAUUGUUUCAUGGAAGCUGCACAAAAACUUCAUAAUAAUCCUAAACUAUGGUUAAGGGUUGCAGAAUGCUGUAUUUAUUGCCAUAAACCAACCAACGAAGUUGAUUUCAAUAUUCCAAAACGAAGAAAAGAUUUAGUACAGAAAAUUGUUGGUACUGGAAUUUAUAGGAAAAUUAUUUUAGCUUCUUCCCUUUCCAAAGAUGUAAAAUAUCAUUCUGAAGGUUUCCCUUCUGCCAUUCCGCAAUUAACUUUGGAAUUUGCAUCGUUAUGUCUAAAAAAUGCAUUAUUUUUAUUACCAAAUAAUAAUGAAGUUAAUGUACCAGUGGCAACAAUUGCUAACUCGCAGACAGUGCCGUUAUCAUUAACAGCUGGUCAUAAUUUAGGUACUCAACAUUCAACUUUAAUGUCACAAGCUACAACCAUUGAAGCAUUAAAUUUGAGAAUCAGUGUCUUGGCUGCAAGCGCAUACGUUUGUUUAUGCCUUGGUGAUUACGUUAUUGCGCUUGAACAUGCUAAAUCAUUGUUAAAUAUCAAUAAAUUACCUGGUGCAUAUAGAAUGCUGGGAAAUCUAUAUGCGGCAGAAAGUUUGAUAUUUAUGGAUAAAAUUAGUGAAGCAAUUGAAUAUCUAAAGCCAGAAAAUAUUCAAGAUUUGAAUACUUUCGUACCAUUUCCGGAAACUCAGGAUAAAGAUAAAGACAAAGGCGAUGAAGUUAUCUCAAAACCCAUAAAGAUGUGGUACCCGACGACAGUUCUUACAGGUAUCGCUGUAUUACGAUACAACCUAGCUGUAGCUUAUGCAAUUCGCGGUGAACUGGAUAAAUCAGGAGAAACUUUAAAACAGGUUUGGAUGUCCAAAGGUCCGGAUUGUGAUGUACCCAUACAUGUAAUAAUGUUGGCUUUAUACAUAGAACUACAAUUAGGAUGGAUUGAUUUGAAAGAUAAACGCAAGAGAUCGAGGUUCGUGUUUUUCAACCGACAAUCGGGAUCUUGGUCGUAUUUCGUGAAUAUCUACACUCGUGGAAAGAUGGAGGAAGUGGACGUUCAACAGGAGUCAAGAGACCAAGUGGGCUGUUUGAUAUUUUCUCCACCGCCGAUGAAGAAAUCCGACACGAGGGACAGUAUUUCUUCGGUGGACAGCGACGUCAGUCUUUCGUUCGAUCGGAGGGGCUCCAAAGGAGAGGAUGCUGAUCUAUCCGACUGUGGAAGUACGAGCAGCGAAAGAAAAUUGAACGAUACGACGGAGAAUCGGAUAAGUUCUGAUCCCGAUUCGGGAGCAGACUGCAAGGAGGACACGGUCGUCAACGACUCUAGAGAGCAAAAGCAGGAGAAAUCGAUCGAAGAAAGUAAGAGCACUCAGGCGGACGAUUUUGUCCCACCGAGCGACGAGUUGACCGAGAAAAUAUGUACCCAAGUGGAGUUUUACUUUUCCGAUGAGAAUAUCGUCAAAGACGCGUUCCUCUUGAAACACGUGAAAAGGAACAAGGAGGGUUACGUGUCUCUGAAGCUAAUCUCGAGUUUCAAAAGAGUGAAACACCUUAGCAAAGAUUGGAGAGUAGUGGGUGCAGCUUUGGCAAAAUCUAAGAAACUUCAAGUGAAUCCGCAGGGUACAAAGAUCCGUAGGAUCGAUCCUCUGCCACCUUUCGAUCAAACCACCCCAUCGCGAACGAUUCUAGCUGCUAGACUUCCGGUGGAGAAGUUAUCGGUCGAGUCUGUGGCUGAAAUCUUCAGGCCAUGCGGAGAGAUCGCUCUCAUCAGGGUUCUUCGACCAGGUCAUCCUGCACCAGCCGAGGUAAGACAAGCGAUAGCUAAGAGGCCAGAAUUGGCGGCAAGCGAGGAGUGCGCCAUGGUCGAGUUCACGGAUUCAGCAUCUGCUCGUGCUGCUUUACAAAUGUCCUUGGGCGAUGCCAAGGUGUUCGAGUUGCAACAAUCUGGCGAUAAGAAGAAGAAACAACAACCAGCAAAGAAAAGUGCCCUGACAAGACUGGGCAAAGAGGAAACUUAUAAUUCAUCGAGUUGCGCCAGUGGAUCUGAGCCCGAAGACGGACGAGCCAGGCAUAAGAAACCAAUUCACACCUACCCAACGUAUCACCCUUAUCCGGGAAAUCAUUAUCAAGGACCCCCAUCACCAGAGGCAUGGUUAUCCCGCCGAUUGUCCGCAUGCUCGGUGUCAGGUUCAGAAAAUGGUUACAUCCUACGUCGCCUGUCUAGUUGCUCGGGUUCAGGUUCCGGUUCAGAAAGCGGAAGCUUCGGUAGACGCUACUCAGCCUGUUCCUCUGGUUCCGACACCGGUUAUUACCACCCAGUUUUCCCACCGAACUACUACUAUCCGGAAAAUCGACGUUUCUCCUGCUGUUCGAGUUCCGGUUCCGAGUGCAACGGUGUUUGCUAUCAUUCUUCUAGUCGUCGAGGAUCCGCGGAUUACGGGCCCUUUAUAAGAAGGCUAUCCGCUUGCAGCCGAGAUUCCGGCUACGACGUGGGUGUUAGGAGAUUGUCGUUAUGUUCCUCUGGCUCCGAACAGGCUGGAUAUUGUCGACCUAGAAGUAACAGCGGUAUUGCGUUAACGCAUUUGCCGGAAAACGUGACGAGAAUGCCAUCUGGUCCAGAUGGUACGCGUGGGUUUGGUCGACCACCUAAAAUGAACGCCAUGGCACCACCCAUGGAGCCCACGUGUUAGAAUUUAUUUAUUCUUGACAGUAUGUUUUUAUAAUUACGGUUCUCGCUAACUAACGUUCUCCGAAGUAAUGAGAUAGCUGACAAUUUACAUAUUUUUCAUUUCAUUUCCAUAUAGGCAUUAAUACUUUCAAAUACUAUGUUUGCAUUUAAUUUUAUCAAGUGAUUUUAAAUGUUUCGUUACAAGGCUGUUAAUUACCGCCGAAAUUGAAUAUAUUUAGAAACACUUGCGAGAACGUUUCAUCUUCUUCCUAAGUUAUACUUUGUUCAGUAAUCAGAGAUUUAUAUUUAAUGUAAAUAAUAGUAUUUUUAAAAAUUGCGUAAUUGUGAUAAGCGUCAAUUCUACAAAGGAUAUUUUCAAUGUAUGUAGAGUGUUAUACAAAAACGUUCGAUUAUGAAGUUUUGUGAUAUUGACGAAUAAAUGUACAUUGUACAGGCUUCGAAAUCGUAAGUAGUAUAUGUCAGUAUUGGACAGACACUACUCCGUGUUACCCGCGAUACUCAAGCAGUAAUAUACAGUAAUAUACAUUAUGUAAACGUUGUAAAGAAAUAUAUUGAUACAAUAAUUUUCCA